CGUCAGAGACGCAAAGUCCAGUCAACAGAGAAGAGGUGUACGCUUAAGCUUGGAAAGUGUCGUGCCACUCUCUCUUUUUCCGCGCUUUUUUUGCCUUAGCGUAUAACAAUUUAAUCCGAGUGUGCCCUUAACUGAACAUUCAUCAACAUGUCACAAAUGCAACACAGCAGGAAGCGAGUUUGCUACUACUACGACAGUGACAUUGGAAAUUACUAUUAUGGGCAAGGACAUCCUAUGAAGCCACACCGCAUAAGGAUGACACAUAAUUUAUUGCUAAAUUAUGGAUUAUACCGUAAGAUGGAAAUCUAUCGUCCACACAAAGCUACUGCUGAUGAAAUGACAAAAUUUCAUAGCGAUGAAUAUAUUAGAUUUUUAAGAUCUAUUAGGCCUGAUAAUAUGACUGAAUACAACAAGCAGAUGCAAAGAUUUAAUGUAGGAGAAGACUGUCCUGUGUUUGAUGGUCUUUAUGAGUUUUGUCAAUUAUCUGCUGGUGGAUCAGUAGCAGCAGCUGUGAAACUAAAUAAGCAAGCAUCUGAGAUUUGUAUAAACUGGGGAGGUGGACUCCAUCAUGCCAAAAAGAGCGAGGCAUCAGGGUUUUGCUAUGUUAAUGAUAUUGUUCUAGGAAUUCUAGAAUUACUUAAGUAUCAUCAACGAGUUUUGUACAUUGAUAUCGAUGUUCACCAUGGUGAUGGAGUUGAAGAAGCCUUCUAUACAACUGAUAGAGUGAUGACAGUAUCAUUCCAUAAAUAUGGAGAAUACUUCCCGGGAACUGGAGAUCUGAGAGAUAUUGGUGCUGGAAAGGGGAAAUAUUAUGCAGUUAAUAUUCCUUUGAGAGAUGGAAUGGAUGAUGAGAGUUAUGAGUCUAUAUUUGUACCAAUCAUUUCUAAAGUUAUGGAAACUUUCCAACCAUCUGCUGUUGUAUUACAAUGUGGAGCUGAUUCAUUAACUGGUGACAGAUUAGGAUGCUUCAACCUUACUGUUCGUGGACAUGGCAAAUGCGUCGAAUUUGUUAAAAAAUAUAAUUUACCUUUCUUGAUGGUUGGAGGCGGUGGUUACACAAUUAGGAAUGUGUCGCGUUGCUGGACAUAUGAAACUUCCGUAGCACUUGGAACAGAAAUAGCAAAUGAGCUUCCAUACAAUGAUUAUUUUGAAUAUUUUGGUCCGGACUUCAAAUUACACAUUAGUCCAUCUAAUAUGGCCAAUCAAAAUACUACUGAGUAUUUAGAAAAAAUAAAAACGAGACUAUUUGAAAAUCUCAGAAUGCUUCCACAUGCACCAGGAGUUCAAGUACAAGCUAUUCCAGAAGACGGAGCUGUCAUCGAAGAUUCAGAAGCUGAAGAAAAGAUAAAUCCAGAUGAACGACUUCCUCAGCGUGAUAUUGACAAAAGGUUACAGCAUGAAAAUGAAUACAGUGAUAGUGAAGAUGAAGGCGAAGGUGGCAGACGAGAUAACCGAUCAUUUAAAGGAUCGAGAAAACGUCCUCGAUUAGAAAAAGGUCAAGAUAAUGCUGAUGGAGAUGUGAAGAAAGAAGAUGAUAUUAAAUCAGAUUCAAAAGAUAACGAGAAAGACGAGAAAACCAAUGCUACAAACGAAGAAGCGAAAAAAGAUGGAGCAACGAAUCCUUGAUUUAGGCAUAUUGAAAAUUCUUACAACGGAAUUUAAACCAUUUUAUGCAAAAGUAAAAUAAGCAACAAAUCCUUGCAAUAGUAAGAUAUCAAUUGCAAUUUUCAGUUAAAAUUUAUGAUGUUAUCAAAAUUUACGUCACCAGUCUAUAAAUAGAAUAUUUUUAGACUCUUAUCAAGAAUUAUUGACGUUCGCGAACGUUCGUGAAGCACAAUAUGUUUCUUUUAAUAUAAUCUUGUGACUGAUGCAUCAGUUAUUCGAGCGUUCAUUUUCACAUUUCAUUUUUUUUCUAAUUAUAUUAGUCAAAAGAUUAUAUUGCAAAUUUCAUAAAUUAUUUUCGUAUAUAAAGAUCGAUAACGUGAAUCGUGAGUUGCCAGUUCAAACUCGCUUUAUGAUUUCUUUUGAGCAGGGCAAAUUUCGAAAGCAUUGAUUGCAAGCAAUUGUCCGAUUUAGAUAAAAGUAUGAAAGGUGUGUUUCUACAGAAAUAUUUCUUCAGUCAUAUAUCAAAGUAAAGCAAGCGUAAAUGGAAAAAUUGUAGUAUAUUCGUGAUCAAUUUGAGAAUUGUUUUGUUGCGUGAAAUAUCGAGCAUAAAUGGUAAAUUUUUUCUUUUGUAAUUAUUGAUUACAUUCACACUAAUUACUUUGCAACAAUAUUAUUAAAGUAAGCUGUAAUUUUUUAUCUAUUUUUUUAUUUGCACCUUUUUUUACCUGGCUUGUAUGUAAAGAUCUCAAAUAGUUAAUAUUCAUAUUUUUUAAGGUACUUGAAUUUUUAGUGUAAAUGUAAUCGAUGGCAUAUACUAUACUGAUGUAUUUACUAAGUCGGAUCAGAUAUAUGUUCUAUAAACUUAUGUAGGUAUAUAAGUAAAUAUGUAAGCAGUUUCUUUAGAUAUAAUUGUAAUUUUUUAAAUAAUGUAUGAUGUUGCGUUUAAUAGUGUCAGUUUUGAAAGACAAGACAUUGUCAUAUUUAUGUCAAAGUAUGAAGUUCAAAAAUGUUUUUAGAUAUUUAUGAUAAAAUAAUAAAAUCACUUGUG
This is a messenger RNA of Phymastichus coffea, 2653 nucleotides long. RefSeq names its product histone deacetylase HDAC1 (gene HDAC1). Gene Ontology annotation, molecular function: histone deacetylase activity. The transcript is spliced from 9 exons. NCBI's taxonomy places the organism in Eukaryota, Metazoa, Arthropoda, Insecta, Hymenoptera, Eulophidae. The record is from RefSeq and is a predicted model, not a curated record. Bases 148 to 1626 code for a protein of 492 amino acids.